Molecule: messenger RNA, 1914 nt
Organism: Penicillium bovifimosum
Lineage: Eukaryota; Fungi; Ascomycota; Eurotiomycetes; Eurotiales; Aspergillaceae
Product: alpha-actinin, sarcomeric (f-actin cross linking protein)
Exons: 4
Coding region: 1-1914 (637 amino acids)
Biological process (GO): actin cytoskeleton organization; actin filament bundle assembly
Cellular component (GO): plasma membrane; cell projection; cell junction
Molecular function (GO): calcium ion binding; actin lateral binding
Source: RefSeq, a predicted model, not a curated record
AUGUUGACGGUUGAGAAGCAAUGGAUUAACGUGCAACAAAAGACCUUCACCAAAUGGCUGAAUGACAAACUGAAGGCGCGGAGUUUGGCCAUCGAUGACUUGGUCACUGACCUCUCCGACGGUGUCAUUCUCAUUCACCUCCUCGAAAUCCUAGGAGGAGAGUCCCUCGGUCGAUACGCAUCAAAACCCAAACUGCGCGUACAACGAUUCGAAAAUGUGAACAAAAGUUUGGAUUUCAUCAAGGGAAGGAGAAUUCAGAUGACGAAUAUUGGAGCUGAGGAUAUUGUGGAUGGUAAUCAAAAGAUCAUCCUGGGGUUGAUUUGGACCUUGAUUCUGCGGUUUACAAUCAGCGAUAUCAACGAGGAAGGAAUGACCGCCAAGGAAGGUCUGCUACUUUGGUGUCAACGAAAAACAGCAUGCUACGAUGAGGUAGAGGUUCGGGACUUCUCCUCUAGCUGGAACAACGGCUUGGCCUUCUGCGCACUUCUCGAUAUUCACCGACCGGAUUUGAUCGACUACGAGGCGCUAGACAAGAGCGACCACCGUGGGAAUAUGAAACUGGCCUUCGACAUCGCAUCCAACGAAAUCGGCAUUCCUGACCUGCUGGACGUGGACGAUGUCUGCGAUGUAGCUAGACCUGAUGAGCGCUCCCUCAUGACCUAUAUUGCCUACUGGUUCCAUGCCUUCUCACAACUGGAAAGAGUCGAAAAUGCCGGACGCCGAGUGGAGAAGUUUGUGAACAAUAUGCACGGUGCGUGGGACAUGCAGAAUUCGUACGAGCGCCGAACAAGGGAACUAUUGCGACUGAUUCGCGCCCAGCGCGAGCACUGGAAGAAUUCCACAUUUGAAGGAACAUACAAGGAUGCCAAGGAACAGUCAUAUCAGUUCUCGCUCUACAAGCGGAGCGACAAACGCCAAUGGGUAGCUGAGAAAUCUGAUCUGGCUGCUUUGUUGGGCAAUAUCAAGACGAAACUGGGUACAUAUCGUUUGCGCCCUUACGAUCCACCCCAUGAGCUGAGUCCAGAGAAUUGCGACAAAGAGUGGGAGAUCCUUACUCGGGAUGAACAUGAACGCAGCCAACUUAUUAACGAAACAAUCCGCGACAUCAAGAACAAAUUGCGCCGCUCCUUUGCCGACAAGGCAAAUGACUUUGCACUGACAUUGAAGACGCUGUCUUUAGCAAUCUCUGGGUUGGAUGGUGAAGUUGAGGACCAGCUUCAUCAUGUCAAGAUGCUGAACGAUAAAUUGCCGCCUCUUGACGCCUUCCUCGAUACCAUUGCAGAAGUAGAUCAACAGUGUGCAGAGGCUAAUAUCGAAGAAAAUGACUUCACCACAUACACUUUGGACGAGCUCGCAUACGAGCUAAGUCUCGUCAAGUCCAGCAUUUCCAAGAAGCUGGCUUUCCUUGACAACCAAAUGGUUGCUCGCAACAUGACUAACCUGACUCCUAUCCAAUUGGAAGAGUUCGAAUCGGUCUUCCGCCAUUUCGAUCGCGACUCUUCCAACACACUUCAGGAGCUUGAGUUCUCCGCCGCACUGGCCAGUCUAGGACUUGUCUAUGACGAGGAGGAGAUGCACCAGGUUUACGUCCAAGUUUGCGGGCAACAACGCCUGUCGCAGAAUGCCGGUGUCAGCUUUGAGCAAUUCAUUACAUUCAUGGUCAGCGUGACAGAAGACCAGAACACUGCCGAACAAGUCUUCCAGAGUUUCAAGGAAGUCGCUGAUGGCAAGCCUUACGUGACAGAACUUGAUCUCCGACACUCGCUCAUCCCAGACGAUGUGAUUGAGCAUUUGGUCAAGACUAUGCCCCCACACGACGGCCCCGAUCUACUCGAGGACCGCGAGUUGCCCAAGUACGACUACAUUAGCUUCAUGGAAAAAAUGCGAGAAGUGGGCCAAAACAAUGAGCAAUAA